GCUAGAGUUGCGUGCGAGAUCAAGGUGAAACACACACACGCGCACGCAGAUCCGGUAGAACAGGGUGGAUUUCAUGUAUGCAGCAUGCACUCGUACUCGGCACAGUUCAACAGAGAGUCUGCACAUUCAGUCACGACCUUACAAACCAACACAGGCGCACACCCCAUGACGUCCCCCGCGGCCCCUCCAUUACAUACGAGAAACAGGCGGCAGCCCGACAGGCCACCGCCAACUAAGUCGGUUGAUUCUCUGUGUACUGUGCACGGUCGUUGGACGCCGAAAAAGAACCAAACCACAUGCGGUGCGCAUGUGUAGGUGCGUGUAUCAGAAAGUGCGGCAGCGCCUGGAGGCCCAGCCAUUCAUUCCAUUCAUCGCUGGGCCUCCAGGCGCCUGGGUAUGUUCCGCAGGGACGUCAGAACCUCAGCAGACUUCUGGAGCAAUCCCAACAACUCAGCCUCCCUGAACCGGACAGCAACAACAACAGACCGACAGCACGGCACACCAAUCACAGGCAGCAAUAUCGCUGUCUUCCUCUCUCUGCCCAUCUUUUCCCGCCCCGAUCUAAUCUACACACCUGGCCACAUCCAGCGGUUCAUUGCCACUCUGGGGCUCCUGACACAGGCUCUGAGAAUACCUGAGACGCACAGACACCAAUAUGUAAGCAGUCCCGUGCGCCAUCCAUCCAUCCAUCCGUCGGUGCAGGCCGUGUCUUGUCUUCCCUGCUCCUCCCUCCUUCCCUCGCUCACUUGAACAUGCGGUUGAGUAAGAUCUCCUCUGAGUAUCUCAUGGUGGCCUCAAAGCGACUGUUGAGGUCACUCCGCCUCCUCGGGUCCUCCCCGCCCCCACCGCCCUCAGGCCCCUCGCCGUCUGACGCAGCCGGCUCGAUCCUCUCCCGCUGGUGGUGAUGGUAGUGGUGGUGAUGGUGCGCACCAUUGUGGGCGUGCUCGUUGCGCGCACUCACUGACGGGUCUGCCGCCACUCGCUCCGCAUCAGCAGAAGGGAGGAAGGUGCUCUGCCCCGGGCGAGAGAGGGCAAGUCUGAGGGGAAUGACCUGCGACGAGGCGUUGCUGGCGGUGUUGCCGUCCUCAGUGGUGGCGGCGUCGGCCAUGAUGGCCAUCAUCUGGUUGCUUCGUGCGCCCCUCUCCCUCUCCCUCUCCCUGCCCACUGGCUCCUCACGAAGAGAAGAGUGGGGGAGGUGAGGGUGGGCGAACAGGUCGCUGUUGCUGAGGUUGCUGUUGGAGUAGUGGUGGUCGGGUGGCAUGUUGGCGUGUGCGUUGGGCGGGUUGGCGGGCUGAGGGGUGGGCAGCGAGGUGGGGCUGCCGCCGUCGUUGUCGGCGUCAUCACUGGAGAGGGAUGCGCCGCCGGCCAGGGGAGGGGGAGGAGAGGGAUCGCAUGAAUUGCGACCAGGAAGGGGAUGUUGGAAUGGCAACACCUCUGGAAUAUCUGCAAUCACACACACCACACAAGGCGACCAGCAGAUCUGAUGAAGAUCCAUGCAAUGCUCUCUUCUUCUUCUUCAGCAGCAGCAGCAGCAGCAGCUCACUUGAACGAAUGUGGUUUGGGGUCUCUUCCACCUCAGCAUCUUGCUGGCCGUCGUCGGGCUGCGACCCGCUUUCGCCUCCACUAUCAACACCAGCCAUGCCUCUCAUCCUCGCGCCUCCCCCAGCCGACUGCUGAGGUUGGCUGAACGCGUGUGUGGGGGUCUCAGGGGUGCCAAGAGAGCCCUCCCGCUGCCGCCCGUCAGCACAGGACGACGCUGGUCGUGGCUCGGCAGCAAACGGGUCUGCGUCAUUCUCAUUGAGGCUUGACGGGUGUGUCUGGGAGAGGGGCGAGUGGGAAGAGUUGGUCUCGCCGCGGUUGUCGAUAUCCAUGGUGUCUGAGUAGACGGCACUGCACGACGGACAGACCUUGCGUCCCUCUCGGUCUUGCAUCAGAGGCACAUUGCCGCCAUCCUGCAACCACGGAGCGAGAGAAAGAGGGAGUGGGAGCAGGCACAGAGAUAUGUGGAGUGCAGAUCUGGUGGUGUUGGUGUGGCAUCUCUCCCUUCUGGCCGUACUGUACUGUACCUUCUGGCAGGUUUGCUCCAGAUGGACAGCCUUUCAUUUUCUACAUUCGACAGCUCAUCCAUGCCAGUGCCCUCCAGCGUUUCCUCGCCAUAAGCCAUCCUCUUCUCCUCAACUCCUC
Molecule: messenger RNA, 2184 nt
Organism: Vitrella brassicaformis
Lineage: Eukaryota; Vitrellaceae
Source: the annotation of a GenBank genome assembly